Molecule: messenger RNA, 1304 nt
Organism: Cololabis saira (Pacific saury)
Lineage: Eukaryota; Metazoa; Chordata; Actinopteri; Beloniformes; Belonidae
Product: succinate dehydrogenase [ubiquinone] iron-sulfur subunit, mitochondrial-like
Exons: 8
Coding region: 78-917 (279 amino acids)
Biological process (GO): respiratory electron transport chain; tricarboxylic acid cycle; aerobic respiration
Cellular component (GO): mitochondrial membrane
Molecular function (GO): electron transfer activity; 2 iron, 2 sulfur cluster binding
Source: RefSeq, a predicted model, not a curated record
UUGUGAAGCAGAGUCCACCUUUACCGUAGUGGCGUUACUGUUAAAUAAUAACAUAUUUAUAUAUCCAGUAAGGAAAGAUGUCCGUCGCUUGCCUGAGCCGAAAUGUUUUGGCAUUAAGGAACUCUGGAAUGAUGGUGAUGGUGCGGUAUGCUCAGACCGCAGCCGCUCCGGCUCCAGAACCCAGGAUCAAGAAGUUUCAGGUUUACCGCUGGGACCCUGACACCCCGGGGGACAAACCCCGAAUGCAGACAUAUGAUAUUGAUCUCAACACCUGUGGUCCAAUGGUUCUGGAUGCGCUUAUAAAGAUCAAGAAUGAAAUGGACCCCACUCUCACAUUCAGACGUUCCUGCCGUGAGGGUAUCUGCGGCUCCUGUGCCAUGAACAUAAAUGGAGGAAACACACUGGCGUGCCUUAACAAAAUUGACAAAAACACCAGCAAACCCACCAAAAUCUACCCACUGCCACACAUGUAUGUCGUCAAAGAUUUAGUGCCCGACAUGAGCAACUUUUAUGCACAGUACAAAUCCAUCGAGCCGUACCUGAAGAAGAAGGACGAUAGUCAGGAGGGGAAGCAGCAGUAUUUCCAGUCAGUGGAGGACAGGCAGAAACUGGAUGGUCUAUACGAGUGCAUCCUGUGUGCUUGCUGCAGCACCAGCUGCCCCAGCUACUGGUGGAAUGGAGACAAAUAUCUGGGACCUGCGGUCCUCAUGCAGGCGUACCGAUGGAUGAUUGACUCCCGGGAUGAAUUCACAGAGGAACGUCUGUCUAAACUUCAGGACCCCUUCUCUCUGUACCGCUGCCACACCAUCAUGAACUGCACUAAGACGUGCCCCAAGGGUCUCAACCCGGGAAAGGCCAUCGCAGAGAUCAAGAAAAUGAUGGCGACCUACAAAGAGAAGAAGGCGGCAGCUUUGUGAACGACUGCAACAUGAAAGUGGCUCCAGAUCUAUUCCUGAUACCUCAAACCGAGUUGAGACAAAGAGAUGAGCCGACCUCAAGCUUUUUGCUACAUUAGCACUUUCUAUGAUAUUGAUGAGUGUCUGAGGUGUGUGUGUGUGUGUGCAAAUGUGUGCGAGUAUGCAGGUGUGUGUGUGUGUGUGUGUGUGUGAAGGUAAAUGAAAUUCUGUAAAAACAAGCAAACGGCAUAUAUGCUGCGACACUAUGGACCACAGUUGUGCCGUUUGCCUGCAGAGCUGAAGCUUCAGACUAACACGACGCUGUAGUUAGUCGUGUAUCAUUAAGUUAUGUAUCUCUGGAGCUCUGUAUGGCGGUCACGUGGAUGUUGAAGAAUAAAGAAUAAACAA